Messenger RNA from Medioppia subpectinata, 8127 nucleotides. NCBI's taxonomy places the organism in Eukaryota, Metazoa, Arthropoda, Arachnida, Sarcoptiformes, Oppiidae. The record is from the annotation of a GenBank genome assembly.
AUGAGAUCACUCAUUCAGCCAUCGUUUGCCACAGAAAAGCAUCGAUUGAUUGACGGCUCGGAUGUCAGUCUCAAUGACAUCAAAGUGGACACCACUUGUGUGGACGCAACUGACGAGCGAAGGCGUGAGUUCGAGGCAUCACAACAAGUCUUAAAGGAAUUAAGAGUUCGUUACGAACCCGAAGAAGUGAUACAUUGGAUGUCAUUCCUCUACAGUUGCGAACCGUUAACGUUCAUCAGAUGCGGUCAUUAUAUGUCCGCAUCAAUAGGUAUGGCUGUAUAUCUUCAGCACCGGUCUCUCAGACACAGCUGUCAGCCCAACAGUGCCCUCAUUUACAGCGGCAGAGGACAAUCGUUACAAUUGCGGGCAAUGAGACCGAUCGCCGCCACCGAAGACAUUACCAUAAGUCGUGUACUCUUUUUAGAGAGUGACCGCACUUACAGAGAGAAUGUACUCAAACAGUGGUCUAUAGUGUGUGAGUGCGACAAAUGUGUCCACCAUUUGGACCGACGGGUCGAUUACGAGAUCUUCGAAAGCGGUCAUCUCUUUCCCGUCCGUGUCUUCACAUUCGGCCAACAAUUUAUGGAUCAUUUGCGGAAAUUAUUGGCCGAUUUGGAUGUGAUAUUCGGUGACUUCCAUCCAAUUAAGACAAAGUAUUUGAAUCUAAUUGUGCUAAAUGUACACAAUUGUCCGCAAUUACCCGAAUCGAUGCUCAAUGAAUUGACGGCCAAUUUAAUGAAAGCCAUUAAUAUCACGUGUCCGGCCGACGGCCCGGUUAGGGCUCGUUUCAGUCAAACCUUUCAUGUCUUGCAAUUGUCGGCAAAUGUUAAGCAUCAGUCCAUAAACUGUGAGACACUUUACGGACAACUCUUUCAUACCAUAAGUCCAUCGCUUCCAACACAAGACUUUGUCUCACAAUUGGAUCCAAUCAUCACAUCUGUGGUAAAAAUGCCGACAAAACUGUCGAAACCGUUAUCACCGGGAGAUGUGAUAACCGAAGACAUACCACUCAUUCAUAUCUUAUACAAUAAAUCCAAAGACAAAUAUUGCGACAAUUGUUUCAAACAAUCGGAUCAAUUGAAGAGAUGCGCGAAAUGUCUUCACAUGUAUUACUGCAGUAAAGAGUGUCAGAAGAAUGACUGGAAGUAUCACAAGAAUGAGUGUCCACUCCUUCGACACGAAAUACCAGAACUGCUUCUCUCUAAUGAUUGGCUCAGACUUUGGUUCCGAUUCUACCUUUCGGUCAAAAAGAUCCCAACGUUUGCCACAGAAAAGCAUCGAUUGAUUGACGGCUCGGAAGUCAGUCUCAGAGACAUCAAAGUGGAUGACAUUCACUUCGAGGCCAUUAACGGCCGAAGACAUAAGGCAUUGCACAAAGUGUUGGUCGAAUUGGGUGUCCGUCACAAACCCGAAGAAGUGAUACAUUGGGUGUCAUUCCUCGACAGUUGCAAUCCAUUGAUUCCGAUGGGAUCCUUCACAGAAGUUGAACUAAGUCUUGAGCCAAUAGGUAUUGGACUAUACCUUCAGAACCGGUUCAUUAGACACAGCUGUCAACCCAAUAGUGCUCUCAUUCAUAACUUCACAGAUUAUAAACAUCUCUCGAUGCAAUUGCGGGCAAUGAGACCGAUAGCCGCCGGCGAAGAGAUCACUAUUAGUCACGUCCCGCUGCACAUAAACCGUACGGACAGACUAUAUGAGCUCAAAAGGUGGUCAAUGGUAUGCGAGUGCGAUAAAUGUGUCCACCAUUCGGAUCGUGACGUCGAUUAUCAACGCCUCGAAACCGGUCCCCUCUUUCCCAUUCAUGUGUUUACAUUUGGCGCACAAUUUAACGAUUACUUGUGGAAACUAUUGGCCGAUUUGGACAUUGUUUUCGGUGACUUUUUCCCACUAAAGACAAUAGUACACAAUUGUCCGCAAUUAACCAAAUGUGUGUUCAAUGAAUUGAUCGCCAAAUUAGUGAAAGCUAUUGACAUCACAUGUCUGGCCGACGGCCCGCUUAUGGCUUCUUUCAUGCAAACCUUUCAUAUCUUGCAAUUGUCGGCAAAUGUUAGGCAAAUGCCACCAAAACUGUCGAAACCGUUAUCACCGGGAGAUGUGAUAACCGAAGACAUACCACUCAUUCAUGUAUUGGCGGUUGAAUUCAAAGACUUUUAUUGCGAUAAUUGUCUUAAAAAAUCGGAUCAAUUGAAGAACUGCUCGAAAUGUCUUCGCUUUCAUUAUUGCUGUAUUGAGUGUCAGAAGAAUGACUGGAAGUAUCACAAGAAUGAGUGUCCACUCUAUCAGAAGAAGUGGUCAACACUUGAAGCGGCAAAUAUGAGGACCAGAUUUAUGCUCCGACUCUACCUUUCGGUGCAAAACAUCCCAACGUUUGCCACAGAAAAGCACCGAUUGAUUGACGGAUCGGAUGUCAGUCUCAAUGAUCUCAAAGACAACGCCAUUGAUUCCAAUGGAGAGAAGUCUGUAUUGAAAUACACCGCCAAAGUCUUCAACAAAUGUGGUAUUAAAUACGGACGCGAAGAACUGGAAGAAUGGUUCGCUUUGAUGAGUGGCCGCUGGUAUGACAUCCAAUGCGGUCGACCCGGUUAUGUGGAGACUGUGGCCACCGGUAUAUACCUCCAGACCUCAACAUUGAAACACAGCUGUCGUCCCAACAGUUGCUUUAUUUCCAGAUUCAAUGGACAUGUGAUUGAGUUGCGGGCCAUGAGAUCGAUAGCUCCGGGAGAGGACAUUACCAUCAGUUUUGUGGAUUUGCUUCAAAACAAAGCGGACAGACAGGAGGUGUUGAAAAGUAUGUCCAUAGACUGCGAGUGCGAGAAAUGUGUGGCCAAUACGGACGGACACAUAGAUUACCGACGCCUUCAGCCGGAGUACAUCCAGUCUAUGAAUUUCAACAAUGAGUACGGAAUCGCUUCUGCGGCCGAACUCGGAGCUAAGUUUCGGUCAAUUUUGGCCGAUUUGGAUGUGGUUUACGGCGAUUACCACCCCUUCAGGACACAUGCGCUGGUGAUCUACACCAGUGUUCUGAAGACCUGUCGAUCAGCGCCCGAUUCCCUACUCGAAGAGUUCCGGGAUAUGACCGCCAAAGCGUUGGAAGUGACCAAUUGUAAGGACACACAUGAAUCUAAUCAUGAAAUUAGCGAAAUGUCACCAAAACUGUCGAAACCGUUAUCACCGGGAGAUGUGAUAACCGAAGACUUGCCUAUCAUUCAUGUUUUGGCGGUUGAAUUCAAAGACUUGUAUUGCGAUAAUUGUCUUAAAAAAUCAGAUCAAUUGAAAAACUGCUCGAAAUGUCUUCGUUUUCAUUAUUGCUGUGAAGAGUGUCAGAAGAAUGACUGGAAGUAUCACAAGAAUGAGUGUCCACUCUAUCAGAAGAAGUGGUCAACACUGGAAGCGGCAAAUAUGAGGACCAGAUUUAUGCUCCGACUCUACCUUUCGGUGCAAAACAUCCCAACGUUUGCCACAGAAAAGCACCGAUUGUUUGACGGAUCGGAUGUCAGUCUCAAUGAUCUCAAAGACAAAGCCAUUGAUUUAAGUGGAGAUAAGUCUGUAUUGAAAUCUAUUUGCAAAGUCUUCAUGAAAUGUGGUAUUAAAUACGGACGCGAAGAACUGGAACAAUGGUUUGCUUUAAUGACUGGCCGCUGGUAUGACAUCAAAUGCGGACAACCCGGUGAUAUAGAUAUUGUGGCCACCGGUCUAUACCUCCAGACCUCAACUUUGAAACACAGCUGUCGUCCCAACAGUUGCUGUAUUUCCAGAUUCAAUGAAUUUAUUGAUAACCCGAUUACAGGACAUGUGAUUGAGUUGCGGGCCAUGAGAUCGAUAGCUCCGGGAGAAGAGAUUACCAUAAGUCGUGUGGAUUUGGUUCAAAAUAAAAGGCAAAGACAGAAAGCGUUGAAAUCUAUAUCCAUAGACUGCGAGUGCGAGAAAUGUGUGGCCAUUUCGGAUCGAAACGUGGAUUACCUGCGCCUACAGCCGGAGUAUAUUCAGCUCAUGCGUCGGGCGGGUUCGCAGUCCUCCUAUGAAAGAAUGUUUCGGACAGUUGUGGCCCAUUUGGAUGUGGUUUACGGCGAUUACCACCCGUUGAGAACACGGACGCUCCUAACGUGCUUCAAACAACUACAGGCCUGUCGAUCACCAGUGGAUCCCCUGUACCGCGAAGUGAUGCAAAUGACGUCCGACGCGUUGGCUGUGACCAGUUGUAAGGGCUGUCCAUUUCAGGACCAUUUCAUGCAAUGUAUUUUGCAGGGCAUGAGAAUUGUGUCGCCCAAAGACUACAACGAUUUGCAUGGAUUACCCAAUAGUAGUGAUGACAAUAGGGUUCAGUUACAGUGCGGAUGCUGUUAUCUCCAUAAACUGAGAGACACUUUACGGACAACUCUUUCAUACCAUAAGUCCAUCGCUUCCAACACAAGACAUUGUCACACAAUUGGAGUAAAUAAUACAAUCAGAGAAAUGUCACCAAAACUGUCGAAACCGUUAUCACCGGGAGAUGUGAUAACCGAAGACAUGCCUAUCAUUCAUGUAUUGGCGGUUGAAUUCAAAGACAAUUAUUGCGAUAAUUGUCUUAAAAAAUCAAAUCGAUUGAAAAACUGCUCGAAAUGUCUUCGCUUUCAUUAUUGCGAUAAAGAGUGUCAGAAGAAUGACUGGAAGUAUCACAAGAAUGAGUGUCCACUCUAUUGGAAGAAGUGGUCAACACUUGAAGCGGCAAAUAUGAGGACCAGAUUUCUGCUCCGACUCUACCUUUCGGUGCAAAACAUCCCAACGUUUGCCACAGAAAAGCACCGAUUGUUUGACGGAUCGGAAGUCAGUCUCAAAGAUAUCAAAGACAAAGCUAUUGAUUCCAAUGGAGAUAAGUCUGUAUUGAAAUCCAUUCGCAAAGUCUUCAUGAAGUGUGGUAUCAAAUGCGAAGUUCUGGAAGAAUGGUUGGCUUUAAUGAGUGGCCGCUGGUAUGACAUCCAAUGCGGACGACCCGGUUAUAUAGAGACUGUGGCCACCGGUCUAUACCUCCAAAUGUCAACUCUGAAACACAGCUGUCGGCCCAACAGUUGCUGUAUUUCACGAUUCAAUGGACAUACAGUAGAGUUGCGGGCCAUGAGAUCGAUAGCACCGGGAGAAGAGAUUACAAUAAGUCGUGUGGAUUUGUGUCUAAACAAAGCGGACAGACAGAGAGACUUGAAAAUGAUAUCCAUAGACUGCGAGUGCGAGAAAUGUAUGGACAAUACGGACGGACACAUAGAUUACCGCCGCCUUCAGCCGGAGUACAUCCAGUCUGUGAUUUUCAACGACGCGUACGGAACCGUUUCGGCGGUUAAACUUGACGCUAAUUUGCGGACAAUUUUGGCCGAUUUGGAUGUGGUUUUCGGCGAUUACUAUCCCUUCAGGACACAGGCCCUCAUCAUAUACUCCAAUGCUCUGAAGACCUGUCGAUCAGCGCCCGAUUCCCUACGCAAAGAGGUCCGGGAUAUGACCGAAAAAGCGUUGGAUGUGACCAAUGAAAUGUCACCAAAACUGUCGAAACCGUUAUCACCGGGAGAUGUGAUAACCGAAGACAUACCAAUCGUUCACUCAAUAGUCGAUGAUUUUAAAGACAAAUAUUGCGAUAAUUGUGUCCAACGAUCGGAUCAAUUGAAGAGAUGCUCGAAAUGUCUUCACAUGUAUUACUGCAGUAAAGAGUGUCAGAAGAAUGACUGGAAGUAUCACAAGAAUGAGUGUUCAGUCUAUCGGAAAAAGUGGUCAACACUUGAAAGCGUAAACAUGAGGAUCAGGUUUUGGCUCCGACUCUACCUUUCGGUGCAAAACAUCCCAACGUUUGCCACAAAAAAGUACCGUUUGUUUGACGGAUCGGAUGUCAGUCUCAAUGACAUCAAAGACAACGCCAUUGAUUCCAACGGUGAUAACGACGACAUCGAGUUGUUUGAAACCAUUUGCGAGUUAUUCACUGAAUUGGGUGUCGAUUACGUUUGCGAAGAACUGAUGCAAUGGUCGCCACUAAUGAAUAGUUAUAAUCUAUAUUACCUGCAAUGCGGUGCCGCCGGGUCUGUGGCCACAGUAGCCCUCUGUCUAAACCUCCAGACCUUAACACUGAGCCACAGCUGUCGGCCCAACAGUUGCUGUAUUUCGCGAUUCAAUGGACAUACGGUUGAGUUGCGGGCCAUGAGAUCGAUAGCUCCGGGAGAAGAGAUUACCGUAAGUCGUGUGGACUUGAAAAUGGAUCCCAAGGAGAAACAGUUGGCGCUGAAGAGUAUGUCCAUUGACUGCCAGUGCGUGAAAUGUGUGGACAAUACGGAUCGAGACGUGGAUUACCGGCGAUUACAGCCAGACGUGGAUAAGUCGGUGUUGAGUGGAUUCAAAUCCAGCGCUCAAUUGGAGACUUAUUUGCGGUCAUUGUUGAAGGACUUGGAUGUGGUUUACGGCGAUUAUCAUCCGUUGAAGACAAUGACUCUCAUUAAUUACACAUUGGUUUACAUCCAUUACCUGAUGAGCCGCCGAUCGGCACCCGAUUCACUGUUCAAAGAGAUCCGCGAUUUGACCGAAAAGGCGUUGAAAGUGACGAAUUGGAAGGACUGUCCCUUUAAGACACGAUUCUAUUAUAAUCUUAAUCUAUUCUGUAAGACAAACAGCAAUUUUAUAAUUCGGGAAAUGUCACCAAAACUGUCGAAACCGUUAUCACCGGGAGAUGUGAUCACCGAAGACACGCCUAUCGUUCACACUCUAGAAUUGAAAUCCAAAGGCAAAUAUUGCGAUAAUUGUAUCAAACGAUCGGAUCAACUGAAGAGUUGUCCGUUUUGUCUUUAUAUGUUUUAUUGCGGUAAAAAGUGUCUGAAUAAUGACUGGAAGUAUCACAAGUAUGAGUGUCCAGUCUAUCGCCCCAAUUGGCCAAUGAUUACAAAACCUGUGCUAAAAUCUGUGCGACUUUGGCUCCGAUUGUAUCUAUCGGUGCAAAACAUCCCAACGUUUGCCACAGAAAAGCACCGAUUGUUUGACGGAUCGGAAGUCAGUCUCAAUGACAUCAAAGACAAGACCACUAUUAAGGAUAAUGAAUACAAAUCAUUAUUUGAGACAAUUUGCGAUCUCUUGAAGGCAUUGGCUCUGCCUUACGAUCGCCAACACUUCCACCAAUGGUUCGCAUUUAUGAUGAAUAUCGGGUGGUAUGACAUCGUAUGCGGUGACGCCGAAGGUGUGUCCGCAGUGGCCACAGCUUUGUUUCCCGUAAUGUCAACACUGAGCCAUAGCUGCCAACCAAACAGCGCCUAUAUUUACAAAUAUGACGGACGUGUGAUUGAGUUGCGGGCCAUGAGAUCGAUAGCUCCGGGAGAGGAGAUUACCAUAUGCUUUGGUGACCCGCUUCUCAACCAAUCGGAAAGACGGGCUGAGCUUAAAAGUCAGGGCAUUGACUGCCAGUGCGUGAAAUGUGUGGACAAUACGGACCGAGACGUGGAUUACAAGCGAUUGAAGUCAUACGUGAAUACGUCGGUCAUCAGUGGACUCGUAGCCGACGGCCAAUUGGAGACUUAUUUGCGCUCAUUAUUGGCUGAUUUGGAUGUGGUUUACGGCGAUUACGAGCCGUACAAGACGUUUGCUCUCUAUUAUUGUUUCAACGAUUUAAGACAGCAUCUGGUGGACAGCCGGUCAGCACCGGAUCGGCUGUUCAAUGAGGUCCGCGAUAUGACCGCUAAGGCUUUGGAUGUGACCACUGGUGACGGCUCUCCCUUUAAGCGCCGUUUCUAUCAUCAGUCCAUCAAUUGUGAGACACUUUACGGACAACUCAUUCAUACCAUUAGUCCAUCGCUUUUAACACAAGACAUCACACAAUCGGAUCAAAUCACACAAUCAGUGAUGUCACCAAAACUGUCGAAACCUUUAUUACCCGGAGAUGUGAUCACUCAAGACAUGCCUAUCAUUCAUGUCAUACACAAUGAAAGCAAAUGGAAAUAUUGUGAUAAUUGUGUCCAACGAUCGGAUAGAUUCAGGAGAUGCCCGGACUGUCAGCACAUGUAUUAUUGCAAUAAAGAGUGUCAGAAGAAUGACUGGAAGUAUCACAAGAAUGAGUGUCCACUCUAUCGGAAUGAGUGGUCAACACUUGAGGCCGUGAGGAUCAGAUUCUGGCUCCGACUCUACCGGUUGUAC